AUGUCGGCAGACAGAAGCCAUCCAUCUGCUGGUGGGCUGUGGUUGUGCAACGCGGGGGCAGAGGAGGCUCGCCCUGUCCCAUCUCCUCUGCCCCGGGUGCAGCGAGAAGGCCUGACAGGGCAAACUGAGUGGAGGAGUGGAAGUUUUUUUCGUCACCGUUUCUCCUUGGGACCUCUAGACAACUCUAGCGGCAGGAUGACAUGGCGUCCCCAGUACCGCAGCUCCAAGUUCCGCCACGUGUUUGGUAAGGCCGCCACCAAAGAAGGAUGCUUCGAUAGCGUGCCCAUCACCUGCUGCGUCCAGGACAACAACUUCUGCGCAGUCAACCCACGCUUCCUGGCAGUCAUCACAGAGUGCGCGGGGGGCGGGUCCUUCCUGGUACUCUCCGUCCACCAUACGGGGAAAGUGGACCCUCACCAGCCGAGAGUGUCCGGCCACAAAGGGAAAGUUUUGGACGUAAAGUGGAACCCCUUCAAUGAUUACUGCAUCGCUUCCUGCUCCGAAGACACCACGGUAAAAGUGUGGGAAAUUCCUCCUCAUGGCGUAUUCAAGAACAUCACGACACCAUGGAAAGAGCUGCAGGGCCACAGUCGGAGAGUGGGCCUCGUCGAGUGGCAUCCCACGGCCAACAACAUCCUCUUCAGUACUGCGUAUGACUACCAGAUAAUGGUGUGGAACCUGGACUGCCCGGAGCAGGUUAUCAAAAACCCUGUGCGGACUAUCUCGCACCACCCAGACGUGGUUCUGUCCAUGUCCUUCAACACGGACGGCACGCUCCUCGCCACGUCCUGCAAAGACCGUAAAGUCCGGCUGAUGGAUGCACGCUCAGGGACAGUCCUGCAGGAGGGAAACUGCAAAGCACACAGAGCACACAAGGCCCUGAUACUGGGGAACAUGAAGAUGCUGGUGACAAGUGGGACCUCGAGGUGGAACGACCGGCAGAUUGCAUUGUGGGAUAUGGAUGACUUGUCAGUGCCUUUACUACAAGAAAACAUGGACGGUUCUUCAGGAGUCCUGUUUCCGUUUUAUGACCCAGACACACACAUGCUUUACCUGGUUGGGAAGGGUGAUUGCAAUAUCCGGUACUACGAGAUCAGCUCAGAGAAGCCCUAUCUUCAUUAUCUCACAGAGUAUCGCUCUCAUCUGCCUCAGAAAGGAAUGGGUGUGAUGCCAAAGAGAGGGCUGGAUGUGAGCUCCUGUGAAGUCUUCAGGUUCUACAAACUCGUGACCACCAAAAACCUCAUCGAGCCUUUGUCCAUGAUCGUACCUCGCAGGUCGGAAGCCUACCAGGAAGAUAUUUAUCCAAUGACUGCCAGUAACAGACCUGCUUUGACUGCGGAGGAGUGGCUCAGCGGAAUAGUUAAAGGUCCAGUGCUGAUGUCCCUGAAGCCUGGGAGCCAAGUGGAGGAGCCCGUCACAGAUCUGAGCAAAGCCUACGGGAACUCGCUGGGGUCCCCACGCACUCCCAGCCACCCGGGGAUGCUGCAACUCUCCUACAAUAUUCAGGACCAGCUGAAGACCAAAGAACGCAACCAAGAUAGCGCACUCUCAGCAGGGGACGGCGGCCAUUUGUCAAUCAGCAACGGGGAAGACUUGGCGUUUUGUUCCUCUCCAAAGACCGAGAAUGAGCUGCGGUUGAAGUUCCACAAACAGCAAGAAGAGAUUCGGCGACUUGUGGAGCUUCUGAACCAGAGAGACGUGCGCAUCAAACAACUGGAACUGGAAAUCAAGAACACCAAAAACACGCAGCCUCCCAGUUCACUAUAA
Molecule: messenger RNA, 1767 nt
Organism: Knipowitschia caucasica
Lineage: Eukaryota; Metazoa; Chordata; Actinopteri; Gobiiformes; Gobiidae
Source: the annotation of a GenBank genome assembly